This is a messenger RNA of Cottoperca gobio, 3830 nucleotides long. RefSeq names its product ephrin type-A receptor 6-like. Gene Ontology annotation, cellular component: dendrite; plasma membrane. The record is from RefSeq and is a predicted model, not a curated record. Gene Ontology annotation, molecular function: protein binding; transmembrane-ephrin receptor activity; ATP binding. Gene Ontology annotation, biological process: protein phosphorylation; ephrin receptor signaling pathway; axon guidance. NCBI's taxonomy places the organism in Eukaryota, Metazoa, Chordata, Actinopteri, Perciformes, Bovichtidae.
AAAUAAAUACGAAAUCCUAUGGAUCCGAGAGUGACAUUCUGAGUCUGGAUACCGGGACGAUUUCAGUAGCCUAUCACAUGAAACCUCUUACCUUUUCCUUUUUGGGAUCUAUUUAGGAGUCUGUGCAGCGUUUUAGUUGAGCGCACUUGUGUCUGACUCAACGAUGUGCUCCGGUGGGAAAUACUGUGUGUUUUUGUUCUUGCUUAGAAGUAUCCUGUCGGACCCGGGAACCACAAACCAAGUGGUUCUUUUGGACACUACGACAGUGCUAGGAGAACUGGACUGGAAGACCUAUCCUGUCAAUGGGUGGGACGCUAUCACAGAGAUGGAUGAGCAGAACAGACCUAUUCACACCUUCCAGGUUUGCCACGUAAUGGAGCCAAACCAAAACAACUGGCUGCGGUCUGGUUGGAUCCAGCGGCAAGCAGCACAGAGGGUAUACGUGGAACUGCGUUUCACACUGAGAGACUGCAACUCCAUUCCUUGGGUGUCUGGUACCUGCAAGGAAACAUUCAACCUCUUUUACCUGCAGACAGAAGAGCCGCUCUCUGCAGCGACACGGUUCAGGCCUACUGACUAUGCCAAGGUGGACACCAUAGCAGCAGAUGAGAGUUUUACACAGACAGAUCUUGGAGAUCGUGUUCUUCGCCUCAAUACUGAGGUCAGGGAGGUGGGGCCAGUGACACAGAGGGGCUUCUACUUGGCCUUCCAGGAUGUGGGAGCGUGUAUCGCUCUCGUGUCUGUCAAGGUGUUCUACAAACGCUGCCCAGCGACUUUAAGGAACCUGGCAGCCUUUCCUGACACGGUGCCACACAUGGACUCAUCCUCUCUGGUGGAAGUAAGGGGUGCGUGUGUGGAGAAUGCAGAAGAGAGGGACACACCCAAAUUGUACUGCGGUGCUGAUGGAGACUGGCUGGUACCACUGGGCCGCUGUGUCUGUAGUAUCGGCCACGAGGAGAUGGAUGGCCAAUGCCGGGCUUGUAAACCUGGCUUCUUCAAGGCAUAUGCUGGGAACACUCAAUGCUCCAAGUGUCCACAACAUAGCUCCAGCCAUGACCAGGCCGCCACCAUCUGUCACUGCGAAAAAGGCUUCUACAGAGCUAUCAAAGACUCCUCCAUCAUGCCUUGUACAAGGACUCCGUCAGCUCCCAGGAACCUGGUCUCAUUGAUCAAUGACACGGCUCUCUUCUUGCAGUGGAUGCCUCCUAGCGACACAGGAGGCAGGAAGGAUGUCACUUACAACAUCCUGUGCCAGCGCUGUGAUGAAAGAGACAGCGACAGUGGCGUGACACAGUGUGAACCAUGUGAACCAGACCUGCGGUUCAUCCCGCGGCCACUUGGUCUGACUGGCACCUCUGUGGCAAUUCUAGAUUUUGCGAUGCACGCCAACUACACCUUCCAUGUUGAGGCAGUGAAUGGCGUCUCUGGACUGGGGGUGUCUGCACGCCCACUGGCGAAUAUUACCGUCAACACACACCAAGCUGGUCCUGCUCUGGUGGGUGUCGUGAGGAAAGACUGGGCCUCUCAAAACAGCAUCGCCCUCUCCUGGUCAGACGUGGAACAGCUGCCUUCAGACAUAAUGGACUAUGAAGUCAAAUACUUUGAGAAGGAACAAGAGCAGCUGAGCUACUCAUCAACACGGACCAAAAACCCCAGUGUGGUGGUGACGGGCCUCAGACCGUCGACUGUCUAUGUCUUCCACGUUCGCGUUCGCACUGCAGCUGGAUACACAGCGUACAGCCCCAACUUUGAGUUUGCUACUGCAGCUGAGGAUCCUGAUAUCGCUGACCAGGGUCAAGUUCUGGUGGUCGUCACGGCGUCUGUCGGAGGUUUCUCCCUGUUGGUCAUCCUGACUCUCUUUCUUCUCAUUACUGGACGGUGUCAGGGGUACAUUAAAGCCAGGAUGAAGUCAGAGGAGAAGAGGAGGACUCGCUUCCACAGUGGACACGUCCCAUUCUCAGGGAUAAAGACCUAUGUGGAUCCAGACACGUAUGAAGACCCCACUCUGGCUGUGGAGGAAUUUGCCAAAGAGAUAGAGCCCUCAUACAUAUGUAUCGAGAGGGUGAUAGGCGCAGGGGAAUUUGGAGAAGUGUGUAGUGGUCGGUUGCGUGUACCUGGAAGGAUGGACAUCUCCGUGGCAAUAAAGACACUUAAAGGUGGCUAUAUGGACCAACAGAGGCGAGACUUUUUGCGCGAGGCUUCGAUCAUGGGACAGUUUGACAACCCCAACAUCAUCAGGCUGGAGGGAGUGGUCACUAGGAGCAGACCAGUAAUGAUAGUCGUUGAGUACAUGGAAAAUGGAGCGCUUGAUUCUUUCCUCCGGACACGUGAUGGGCAGUUCACAGUGCUCCAGCUGGUUGGUAUGCUGCGCGGCAUCGUAGUAGGCAUGACCUUUCUGUCAGACAUGGGUUACAUUCACAGAGACCUCGCCGCUCGCAACAUCUUGGUGGAUCAAAACUUGGUGUGUAAGGUGUCUGAUUUUGGCAUGUCCAGAGUCCUUGAAGAUGACACUGAAGCAGCCUACACCGCUACGGGAGGAAAGAUACCAAUACGCUGGACAGCACCAGAGGCCAUUGCUUAUGGAAAGUUUUCCACAGUUAGUGAUGUGUGGAGCUACGGUAUUGUCAUGUGGGAAGUGAUGUCAUAUGGUGAGAGGCCCUACUGGGAGAUGUCCAAUCAAGAUGUCAUUUUAUCAAUUGAAGAGGGCUACCGUCUACCUGCACCAAUGGGCUGCCCUGUGACACUGCACCAGUUGAUGUUGCACUGCUGGCAGAAGGAAUAUAACCUGCGACCACACUUCAACAAUGUGCUCUCUUUCCUGGACAAACUCAUCAUUAAUCCCAGUAGUCUGCUCACUCUGGUGAAUGAUGCACAGAAUUACCCAGACUCCCCUGAGGACAUGCCAGACUACCCUCUUUUCAUCUCUAUCGGCGACUGGCUUGACUCCAUCAAAAUGAGCCAGUAUAAGAACAACUUCCUUGCAGCAGGAUACACAACACUGGAUUCUAUUUCAACCAUGUGUAUAGACGACAUUAGACGUAUCGGGAUCUGUUUGAUUGGCCACCAGAGGAGAAUCAUAAGCAGCAUACAGUCUCUUCGCCUGCAGCUUCACCACAUCCAACAGAGUGGCUUUCAAGUGUGAGACCAGAGCACAAAAACAGACUUUGUGUCUGAUACACCAAGCCGGAAACAAACACCACUUCCUUGGCAUCGUCAUUCAACUAAUUGCACAAACACCAGACUGUUAAGGUGUAGCAGGUACCACACGCUGCUCAUGUGGCUCCGCUGCUAGACACACAUGCUGUCUAGGUAAUACACUCAUCAUCGUAUGGAUCAUUAUCAAAACAGCCUCCACAACAACCAACCUCUGUCAGCGUUGGCCAAAUGCGGUCUCUUUAUUAUGUCAGCAACCACUAGCAUUCACUUGAAAUUAGGACUUUAUUUUCUCCAGUGUCUAUUCAAGUGUUCACCAAUACCUCUUCUCUUUCCAAGUGACAAUCCAAUGGUUUCUAUUGACUUUGAAUGGUCUCAAGUCAGUUACCUCAUGACCAGAGAAGAUGUGGAUAGGAUAGAAGGUAUGGUAAUAAAUGGUACAGUAUGUGAUUUUAAUAACAACCGUUCCAGCUGGUAUAUUCGCCAGGUAUAAAGAUUGACAGAAUGGUAAAUACAAUCAUGUUUUUUGAACUGAAGACCGCUGAAUGUCAAAAGAUUUUAUAGAAAUGUAUACGUUCUAUCCUCAUGAUAAUGCAGUAUGUCUUGUACAAAAAGUCUUGUGAAAGUUCUAUGUUUUAUUCAGUAUGUUUGUUCCUUAAUAAAUAACCCUAUUUUAA